Molecule: messenger RNA, 1506 nt
Organism: Cyclocybe aegerita
Lineage: Eukaryota; Fungi; Basidiomycota; Agaricomycetes; Agaricales; Hemipholiotaceae
Source: the annotation of a GenBank genome assembly
AUGUCGCACUCAUUCGAGAACCUAUUCCCAGAACUCUAUCCCCUCAUUGCAUCUCAUAUCCCUCUGCAUGCGACCCCGCAGACCCUCCUUUCUCUUGCAAUCACCAAUCGCCACUUUUCAGAGUUCAUUCUGCCGCUUGUCCACCAAUGCCUGAUUCUGCGAGACGAGAACAGCAUCAUGAAAAUCCUUCACAAGAUAUCGGUGGACAGCGCGUUUUCGGUCAGAGUUCGGGAACUACACCUGAUUUGCAUGGGCAGUAUCAGCAAAAAGGUCGACGCAUUCGACACCAUCAAAGAACUGGAGAAGGUUGUUGCCGCCGGCGCACUCCCCAAUCUCCAUACUUUAGGUCUCCGUAGCUGUGAAUAUGAAUCCGAUCCCGAUGAUCACCCAAAUUUCUGGGCAAUUGUCAACGAACACUGUCGUCGGCUACGCAGGAUUCGCUUGAUAGACGUUUACGGAGUUGAAUACCUUCCUUCUAAAGAGCGUGACUUCCAUUGGCUUCGGUCUUCUGGUGUUUUCCAAAUUCCUGAUCUUUCGACCCUUUCUUUCCGUGUAGCCAACGCGAACCUUAAAGAUCAACAUUACACCAGCUUUUUAUCAACUUUGACACCGUGGACGCAUUCACUACAGACAUUGUCUUUGUCUCUCAGUCUCGAUAUCUGGUCAGUGAAUCAACCGUCGGAAGCUAUGGACUUCUGGACGCGCCAUCCGAACCUGGAGUCCUUAACUCUAUGCUGUGCAGACGGAGUAAAAUGCUUCGUGGACUCCAUUCCUCGAGAUUUUUUGCCACAUCUACGGCAUCUAAAGGCCAGUUACGUCGACGUGAGAGCGCUUGCUCCAGUCUUGCCCCAGCUCACCAGUCUCGCCGUACACGAUAGCAUAAACUCGCAAGUUCCGUACCUCCUUCGUUCUGUCAUUCCUGGAGGACUACCAGGACUCAAAAGCCUCUACUUCGUCCGAGGCCGUUGGGAUAAGAACGCGGUUGCUGAGGGUGCGUCGUGGUAUGAGACCCACGACGGCGCUUUCCACGAAAGUAAGGAGGAGAAGAAGAAGGAGAAGAAGAAGAAGAAGAAGAGCGAUAAAUCAGACAGAAAUAUUCUUCGGGACUACAUGCGUUCAAUUGCUCGGGGAGCCCCAAACAUAGAAGAGCUCGGCUUCGCACAUGUGGAGAGUCUCUCUGGCUUGGUCGAGAUAUCGGAUGUCUUUUCUGAUCUUCGCCGAUUAAAGAGGAUGUACUAUAGAAUGCACUUCGAGGACGGCGACAAUCCGAACGAAGCCACCAUCGCUCACGUACUCGCCUUAGCGAAAGAGUCCUUCAUCCCUUGCUUGGAAUCCGUGACAAAUCUCAACGAUGACAUCCCAUACACCGUGUCAAGAAUUCUCAGAGACGAGAAUGGAAAUCCCUGCGAAGUGGUUCUGGGUACUGGUGGAGGAAUGGAGGUUGGAAACGAGGACUCGGCCUUCCUUUUUUACUACCCAAACAACGUGACAUGUAGCAUAGACUAA